UGACUACUCCGUUCCACUGGUCUGUCUGUGUGGUGGACGUGGGCAGACAGGGAGAGCAGUAUAUGUUAAAGCCGUUCUUGAGUCCCGUUUCAGUCGUACGACAGCGUCCGCAUGUGCACUUAGCCAUUUCCAAGCUUAACAGUCGACGCUCGCGGUGUUAUCACGGCCGGCGACAUUUCCGUUCUCACGCGACUGAUAAACCGGCCGCUGACUGACUGGCUGGCUGGCGCCAUUUCUGGGCUUGUUACGGGCACGCCGUUAAUUAAUCCUGAGUCGUAGAACGAGACAGCGCUACAGGAAUUAAAUAACAAUGACGGAGCUCCAUCAGGUCGUUAUCACCGCGUUGAGUCUGCUACUCUGCGGCUUUCUCCUCACCGGAAGUCGGCGGCGCUUCAUUUACAUGCUCUACAAAACGCUGCCCAGAGAUAUUCUAGGAGCGUACCGAUUUUUACGAGUUAACAUACAACUUUGGUGGUGGGAGAAGCGCGAAUAUACCGUCGCAAGAGUAUUUUCGCAAUAUGCAACAGCUCAUCCAGAAAAAGUUGCUUACAUCUUCGAGGAUAAGGAAUGGAAAUAUAAAGAGUUGGAGCAAUUCAGUAAUCGUAUAGGACGUUACUUCCGCACGAGGGCAUUUUCACGCAAUGACAGCAUAGCUCUAGUUAUGGAGAGCCGUCCGGAGUAUGUCGGUACCUGGCUGGGUCUCAGCAAGGCCGGCUUCGUCGCGGCUUUGGUCAACACGAAUCUUCGUCACGAGACGCUCUUGCACAGCAUCAACGCUGCUGGCUGCAAAGCCGUCAUCUUUGGCUCUGAACUUAAAGAUGCGAUUCGCGACAUCAAGAGUAAGAUUCCCGAUAUCGAACUUUACCAAUGGUCGGAAUUGGCGGAUACCUCGGUCUUGGAAGGGGCGAUCGACCUCAACACGGAAAUCAGCAGCAUCGAACCCGGACCCCUUGUUGUUGAGCUUGACAUUGGCAGUCCCCGGGACAAAUUGAUUUACAUCUACACGUCUGGUACGACGGGAAUGCCAAAGGCUGCUGUUAUCAAUAAUUUGAGAUACAUGUUAAUAACAUGCGGUGUGAACGCAAUGCUUAAUCUACGUCCGGACGACCGAAUUUACGAUCCUCUGCCUCUUUAUCAUACUGCAGGUGGCAUAAUUGGAGCAGGACAAGCAUUGAUGGGUGGUGUCACUGUCGUGCUCCGUAGACGGUUCAGUGCGUCCAAGUUUUGGUCAGAUUGCGUCCAUUACGAGUGCACUAUAGCGCAAUACAUCGGAGAAAUCUGCCGCUUCCUUCUUACGGUUCCUCCAGGUCAGUACGACAGGGCGCACAAAAUACGCCUUAUGUUCGGAAAUGGCUUGAGGCCACAAAUUUGGGAAUCUUUCGUGAAAAGAUUCGGCGUGAAGCAGAUAGGCGAGUUUUACGGAGCCACCGAGGGAAACUCGAAUCUUGUCAAUAUUGACAAUACAGUUGGUGCCGUUGGUUUCGUGCCAAGAUACGCGAGUGUGUUAUAUCCCGUCGCAUUGUUGAAGGUUGACGACGAGACAGGGGAGCCGUUGAGAGGACCAGACGGAUUCUGCAUACCAUGCAAACCUGGUGAGCCUGGCGUUUUUGUGGGUAAGAUUAAUCCGAAGAAAGCAAUAAACGACUUCAGCGGCUAUGCGGACAAAAAGGCUUCGGAGCAGAAGAUUAUACACGAUGUCUUUAAGAAGGGCGAUCGAGUUUUUAAUUCUGGUGAUAUUCUAAUCAUGGAUGAGUAUGGAUACUUCUUUUUCAAGGACAGGACCGGCGAUACGUUUAGGUGGCGAGGUGAAAACGUUGCUACUUCGGAGGUAGAGGCCAUUGUCAGUAAUGUGAUAGGACUCAAAGACGCAGCUGUAUACGGUGUCGAGGUGCCCGGGAGCGAGGGUAAGGCAGGAAUGGCAGCUAUAUACGAUCCGAACAAUACCUUGGAUCUCAAAGAGUUGGUAGAAGGAUUGAAGAAAUCUUUGCCCUCCUAUGCCAGGCCUCUUUUCAUUCGUGUUUUAUCAGAAUUACCAAUGACCGGUACGUUUAAGCUGAAAAAGAAGGAUCUGCAACAGGAUGCUUUCAAUAUUGAGAAGGUCAAAGAUCCAGUUUAUUUUCUUAACAAGGACUCCUACGUGAGGAUGACUGACGAACUCUACAACGAUAUCAAACAAGGGAAAAUCCGGUUGUAAUUUCCUAUUUUACAACUUGUCCGCACGAUUAUUGUUCUUCCGUGAAUGAACUUCUUUUUAACAAAAGAUGUUGCAACACGUUUAACAUAAUGUUCCAUAAAUUUUCAAUGGUUAGGGCGUGUUAGACAGUCAGCAAACAUUAUUUUUGUGGACCAAUAGACUAUCAUGCAUGUCUUCUUUUGCAAAUGUUGUGCCUGUGCGCGAAAUAUAUAUUGUUUAGAAGCGACAGGUUUGCCGUUAAAGCAGUAAUUGAUAUUUCGUUAUUUACAGAUUAUUCAUAAUAGUAAAUUUACGUGACAAUAACGAUACAUUUGAGCGUAUUGCGCAAAUACAGCAAAAUGCUAUCUUUCAAUAUUGUUGCACAAAUGAAAAAACAUGAUCAAUUGAUACGAUCAGACACGGAGAAAUUUUAUAUCCGAAAUUAUUCUAAAAAAAUGUAUAUACUGUUAUUUUAUUUCACAUCAAGUGUAACAUUUAAAUCGCUUUAAUUCGUAUUAGUAAAAAUUUAAUGAUAAAUUUGUUAUAUUGAAUUGUAAAAAGGUGUUUACAAUUCGUGUAAAUUCAACCAUUGUAAUAGAUAUCAAAGAAAAUUAACAACAUAUUGUAAUUUGUCGAUUUGAAAUCGUAUAGAUUUUAUCGUACAUCGUGUUAACUUCUUGAGCUUUAAUUUAACUUAUUUUGUUAAGAUUUACGUGCGCUGCUGUCAAUAAGCAAGAAUAGGCUUUAUUUUAAAACAUCGAAAAUUUGUACAAAGUCAUUGUCGCUGUCAUUGAUAUUUUACUUCUCUUAAUCUUGUAGGACCUAUUUUUUGAGCGUAUAAUUGUAAUUUUGAUAUAAUUUAUGUACUAAGUGUAUAUGGCUUUAUUUUAAAACAUCUUCUCAGAUUAAACUGUAGUUUUUAUAUUUACAAGAUUCGGAAUUUGGCACGUGCGUUAAAUUUUUGAGAAAUAGAUACUCGCAGUUUUCCUGUUUGUCAAUAGGUUAGCUUACUUUAUGGCCACCCAGUGUAUAGGCUAUACCUGGGAGGAGAUGAUUUCGUUUCCUGCGCAAUCUCCAGUGCGUUCCAGUGAUUCUCAUCGCACGAGAUUAGUUACAUAUAUAUAUUUUUUUCUACUGAAAAUCAAACGAAAAAAUAGUUCGAUGUAAAAUUUCUGAUCCGCACAUUGUUAUCCUUGUACCAUUAAUUAUAAUAACAUCUUCCGGCUUCUGCGAAGAAUACAUGUACACAUACAUAUAUAUUUAGGGAAAUACUUUACAGAACUGUUGAUUUCUAUUUUUGUAAAAUGUAUGACUGUUACAUAAAUAAAAAAGUUUAUUAUAAC
Odontomachus brunneus is the source of this 3516-nucleotide messenger RNA. RefSeq names its product long-chain fatty acid transport protein 4 (gene Fatp3). Gene Ontology annotation, cellular component: endoplasmic reticulum. Lineage: Eukaryota; Metazoa; Arthropoda; Insecta; Hymenoptera; Formicidae. Gene Ontology annotation, molecular function: long-chain fatty acid-CoA ligase activity; long-chain fatty acid transmembrane transporter activity. The record is from RefSeq and is a predicted model, not a curated record. The coding region runs from base 311 to 2194 and encodes 627 amino acids. The transcript has 13 exons. Gene Ontology annotation, biological process: triglyceride homeostasis.